AAAAUAGUCAUUACCAUGCAACAAACUGAGAAGCACAAAACACAGAAGUACACGGCUGGGCGUUCGCCUUUGUGGUCCACAAAAUAUCAAACAGAUGUCAGAGAUUCUUCAGAUGCGAACUGGAAAUAUCUUCACAAACAUAAUUCGUCUGUUCCACCAAACAAAGCUAAUAGGAGACAAGUCAAUGCGACGGCCGAACCAGUAUCGAAUUAUUAUUUUACUAUGAAUUCCUACAAACAACCUAAACAUCACAAUUGCGAAUCCCCAACGCAUACAAAAUACACGACGUGUCAAAAUACAGAACCACAUCGAUGGGCAUCGCACAAUCAGACUAAAAUUCCUCGGAACAAGUUUUACACUACAAACAACAAUAUCGCGAUCGUGAGAAGGUCUAAUUACAACAAGAACGAGUUGGAAGAUGACGAGAAGGUAAGAUACAUUGAUGAGGAAAUGGGUAAUUUCACCGAAGAUAACAUCGAGGAGGAUGCAAUCGAGGAAGUUGAGGACGAUCAGGAAGAAACAGCUGAGUCCGUCGAUAAAGAUUACGAAGAACACGAAGCUGACGAUGAGAUCGACGAAGAAUCCGAUUCACCUAUCUUGAGGUCACAAAAAUUGCAGAGACGACCUAAAAAGGAUGAAAUUUUACAAGAACAACAAAGAUCAAAAUUAGUUAAGCAACAGCAAGAUCCACGGAAGCUUCACUAUCAACAAUACAUACAAAACUCAUACGAUAGUCAUCCGUCAAGAAGAAGAUACUACCACGACCUCGAUGAUCGCGACGCAACAGAAUUUUAUUCCGACAAGGAACCGAUAGAACCACCAACACCACCAAAAAAUUCUAUCAGAAGGUUAGGGAACUAUUAUCAACAUAGGACACCAUCUAGAAGUUCAUCCGAUCGCUACGAUACCAUUGCUUCUUUGAAUCAAUCGAUUCGCCAAUCUCGACCCAGGCAGGAUGUCGAAGCUCUGUUGCAUUCGGAAAAUAAUAAGAAAUGUAUAAGAUGUGGUGCACCUUCUGGUAACAGAUCUUCAACGACAAGUAAAAAGAACAGCUGCAGAUUUCAAGAACAUCCUAAUUUUAUUGUGAAAGAAUCGAUCGGCGACGAUAUGGAUGCCGUUGAAAAAAUUAUAUGCAGCCGUUGCAACGUCAAACACAAUUCCGAGGACAUUGAAAGACCUUACAGAUUAACAAAAUCAGCUUUGCAGACAUUAAAACCACGACGAUCGAAAGGCUCGAAAGGAAUCUAUGAAGUAUCGGAAGAUUAUCAGAUAAACGAGGAAAUUCCAAAUGAUUAUAUGACGAACAGAUAUUCGAGAGAUAUUGCUGCGAAUACCGUUCACGAGAGAACGAGACAUUCUGCGCCAACAGCGCGUGGACUAACCAACAAAUCGUCCUCUCGUUAUGACGCUUAACAGCCAAUUUAUCACGAGGCUGUCCGCAGAUCGAGGGAAAUUUGGAUGAAACGUCGAACGAAAAAGUUUAAAAGACGUUUCAUGUCAAGGGCGAGUGUGUUCUAAUCUAAAAAAAAAAAAAAAAAAAAGAAAAAAAAUAAAAAAGGAAAUAAAAGCAAUAACAAGAACAAAUUAUUCGUAUCAGUGUAAAGUGAUCGUUUCCGUGAAAAGUCAAACAAAAAACUGAAUGAACUCGUAUACAUAUAAACAAAAAAAAAAAUUAUGACGCUUUCGAGAGAAAAAUGUAAUUCAAAAAUAAUUGUAUUAAGAAUCGUGAGAUACUCGCAUCCCAAUGAUUUCCCUCCGACCGAUUGUGUAAUAUAUAUUUUUGUAAAUGUCUUCGAAACGUGUAGGUGUGUUAAUGAAUGUUACAUAACAUAGAAUUUCGCUAAGAACGACGUAAAAUUGUUAGCACAAUGUACAUAUAGAGAUAACGAAUUAAGAAGAGACUAGGAGUUUAAUAUCUCAAAAUAUGUACUUUUAAUGUCCAAAGAUCACGAAAAGAAAUAAACGUACGAUCGUAAAGUGUACGAUUUCUUUUGGCAUUGGCAAUACGAGAAAAUACAAUAUG
Vespa crabro (European hornet) is the source of this 2023-nucleotide messenger RNA. RefSeq lists its product as uncharacterized. The record is from RefSeq and is a predicted model, not a curated record. The transcript is spliced from 5 exons. Bases 16 to 1413 code for a protein of 465 amino acids. NCBI's taxonomy places the organism in Eukaryota, Metazoa, Arthropoda, Insecta, Hymenoptera, Vespidae.